CACGUUACCCCCCUCACUCCAUUUAUUCACAAACCCCUCCCCCACUCUCUCUCUCUCUCUCUCUCUCUAAACACCACCACCAUGUCGCCACCGCCGCCGCCGCGCAUACACACCAUCAUCCUCACCCUCCUCAUAUCCGCCCACCUCACCUUCUCCGCCGACAACUCCGGCGACGUAAACACUCUAGUUUUCGAAAACCCAAGACUCCGGCAAGCCUACAUUGCCUUACAAGCAUGGAAAACAGCCAUAUUAUCCGACCCAUUUAACUUCACCACCAACUGGACCGGUCCAAACGUCUGCUCCUACGGCGGCGUUUACUGCGCCCCAUUCCCAACCAACCCCUCCAUCCGUGUAGUCGCCGGAAUCGACCUCAACCACGGCGACAUCGCCGGUUACCUCCCGUCGGAGCUCGGCCUGUUAACCGACCUAGCCCUGUUCCACAUCAACUCAAACCGGUUUUGUGGAACCGUUCCUACAAGUUUUAAAAACUUGACAUUACUUCAUGAGUUAGAUAUAAGUAACAAUCGGUUCGUUGGAAUUUUUCCAACGGUGGUGUUAUCGUUGCCGGCUUUGAAGUAUUUAGAUCUCCGGUUUAAUGAGUUUGAAGGGUCGGUUCCGAGUAAGUUGUUUGAUAAAGAUCUUGAUGCGGUUUUUUUGAACGAUAACCGGUUUCGGUUUGGGAUACCGGAGAAUCUUGGGAACUCACCGGUUUCGGUGCUGGUUUUGGCGAAUAAUGAUUUGGGUGGGUGUAUACCCGGGAGUAUUGGGAAGAUGGGGAGGACUUUGAAUGAGAUAAUAUUGAUGAAUGAUAAUCUCACCGGGUGUUUGCCGGUGGAGAUUGGGAUGUUGAAAAAGGUGACGGUGUUUGAUGUGAGUUUUAAUAAUCUUCAAGGGCCGUUGCCGCCGGCGGUUGGUGGGUUGAUGAGUGUUGAGCAGCUUGAUGUGGCGCAUAACCGGUUGACCGGUGUGGUGCCGGAUAGUGUUUGUAGGUUGCCCAGGUUGCAGAACUUUACGUACUCGUUUAACUACUUUACCGGUGAAGCGCCGUCGUGUGUUGGGGGUGGUGGUAAGGUGUUUGAUGAUGGGAAGAAUUGUAUUGUUGGAAAGGGAAACCAGCGGUCUGCCCGGGAAUGUUCGUCGGCGGAUGCUCGUCCGGUUGAUUGUAGAAAGUUUCAAUGUGGUGGGUCUACUAGUUCUCCUACUCCGGGGACUCCGACAGUUCCGGGACCGGUUCAACCUCCGACCACUACGCCAACGACACCGUCUGUUCCCAGGCCGUCGCAGCCUCCGACUACCAUGCCUACGCCGGUGCCGUCACCGCCUAGUUCGGGUACUUCUCCGGGUAGUAAAACACAUCCUCCACCAUCUCCAACUACCUCACAUCCACCUUCUACUUCACCCGUUAUGCCGCCACCACCUACUGAAGGAAGUUCUCCGACAACCCAUUACCGGCCUCCACCACCACCGGUAAGUGGUGUUUCUCCACCAACAGGUCAACCUGUUCCAUCUCCACCACAAGGAAGCCACCAGUCUCCGCCACCACAAGGAAGCCACCAGUCUCCCCCAGGAAGCCACCAGUCUCCGCCUACUGGAAGCCACCAGUCUCCGCCUACUGGAAGCCACCAAUCGCCGCCUACUGGAAGCCGCCAAUCUCCACCACCACAAGGAAGCUACCAAUAUCCACCACCGGGAAGCCACCAAUCACCUCCAGGAAGCCACCAAUCUCCACCUGAAAGUCACCAAUCUCCACCAGGAAGUCAUCAAUCUCCACCAGGGAGCCACCAAUCGCCGCCUACAGGAAGCCAUCAAUCUCCGCCCCACCAUGGACCUUCUAGUGCUCCGGCACCAUCACCUGAAGAAUAUUCUCCACCACACACUAGAACCCCUCCGCAACCACCAUCCCACUCACUUCCUCCACCAUCGCCAUCAUAUCCACUUCCUCCACCACCGCCACCACCAUCCCAUUCAACUUCCCCACCAUCCCAUUCACCAUCACCUCCACAGUCCCACUCACCAUCACCACCACAGUCCCACCAACCAUCUCCACCAUCACCAUCCCAUUCACUUCCACCGCCACCACCAUCAUCUGGUUGCACUCUACCAACACCACCACCACCACCACCCACAAGCCACCAUCAUCCAUCACCACCCACUAGCCACCAUCAUCCAUCACCACCCACUAGCCACCAUCAUUCACCACCACCACCCACUACCCACCAUCAUGCAUCACCACCGCCACCGUCCGCUAACACCCCUCUUCCACCAGUAAUCGGUGUAUCCUACGCCUCUCCACCACCACCAGUAAUCCCCUACUACUAAUCAAAUUCAUAUCAUCUUCAGAUUAAGUUACAAGAGCAUUAAAUCUGCAGCUUUUUGAGGCCUGAGAUCAUCUUUUCCAAGCGGAUUUGUUUGUGUGCUAAGUAUUAAUCUACUAUUUACUUUUCAUGAUCAUAUAAUCAUGUAUAAUUUAAGUUAUCAAAUUAGGAUUUUUCUAGCUUAUUCUUAUUCAUUAUGUAUACAAUAUAUUUAUCAUCAAUGUAAUAAUAAACUUGUUCUUCACUUUCCA
This is a messenger RNA of Helianthus annuus (common sunflower), 2566 nucleotides long. Its product is annotated as leucine-rich repeat extensin-like protein 4. The coding region runs from base 82 to 2319 and encodes 745 amino acids. Lineage: Eukaryota; Viridiplantae; Streptophyta; Magnoliopsida; Asterales; Asteraceae. The record is from RefSeq and is a predicted model, not a curated record. The transcript has a single exon. Gene Ontology annotation, molecular function: protein binding.